GACGCUACAUAUAAAGUCCUUCCCCAAAAAAAUCCCACACAAAUUCUCUUCCCUUCCCACUCGAUCUUUCUCUCUCAAAAUUUGGGUCCGGACCGUGAAGAAUCAAAAUCGGGGGUUCAUAUUUAUCCGCUUCUUUCUAAUUUGAGCGAUUUGAAUUUGAGUUAAACGGUGGUGAAAGCUCCGCUUCGAUUCGCUUGUAAAUUGAUAUUAUUUAGAGAAAUUCAAUGGAUACCAAUAGUUGGAGGCCCAAUCCGAGUCAAGCUCCCGUUGGGGGAGGCGGAGGAGCAGGAGGCGCCGGAGGCGGAGGAGAACCCACCAUGGACACCGGCGAUUGGAGGAACCAAUUGCCGCCCGAUUCUCGUCAAAGAAUUGUGAACAAAAUAAUGGACACAUUGAAGAGGCAUCUUCCUGUUUCUGGCCAAGAGGGAUUACAUGAACUCAAGAAAAUAGCCAUAAGGUUUGAGGAAAAGAUUUACACUGCUGCCACAAGCCAGUCAGAUUAUCUACGAAAAAUAUCUCUGAAGAUGCUUACAAUGGAAACUAAGUCUCAGAAUCCUAUAACCAAUUCUCUGCCAUCCAAUGCUACUGGUAGUAACAAUAAGCCCCCAGAUCCAGGAUUGAUCGGUAUGCCAUCCCAAGUUCACAACCAAGGGCAAUCACUGCCUAUGCCACUGUCGGCCAGUCAGGCUCAAGCACGCCAACAACUGAUGUCCCAGAAUAUUCAGAAUAGCAUUGCUCCUACUGGAGUUCAAAGCAGUGCUAGUUUACCAUCUGUACUCUCUCCUGUCUCUGGUUUAAACCAGACUCCUAUGUCAAAUGUUGUUGGCCAGAAUACCAAUGUGCAGAAUAUAUCUGGUACUUCACAGAAUUCAGGAGGGAAUUCAAUGGGGCAAGGGGUGCCUUCCAAUAUGUUUCCAAAUAAUCAGCGGCAAAUGCAAGGAAGGCAACAAGUUGUUUCUUUGCAGCAACAACAACAGCCACAAAAUUCACAGCAGUAUAUUUACCAGCAGCAGUUACAACAGCAGCUUUUAAAGCAGAAGCUCCAGCAGGGAAAUAUCCCACACGCAAUCAUGCAAUCUCACAUCCAGCAACAACAGCAGCAGCAGCAGCAGCAAAAUCUAUUACAGCCCAAUCAGUUGCAAUCUUCUCAACAAUCAGUCAUGCAAACAUCAUCUGUGAUGCAAUCUUCUCCUCUCUCUGGUCUUCAGCAAAAUCAGCAGACAUCUAUUCAACAAGCAACACAGUCCAUGCUUCAGCAGCAGUCGCAUUCUCAAUCAGUUCUCAGGCAGCAGCAACAGCAACAGCAACAGCAACAGCCACAACAGGCUGCUGUUAUUCAUCAACAGCAAACAUCGAUGCAGCAGCUGCCAAUACAACAGCAGCAACAGCAGCAGCAGUUGAUAGGGCAACAGUCAAAUGCUACAAAUAUGCAACAGAACCAAUUGAUUGCACAACAGAACAGUGUUGGGGACAUGCAACAGCAGCAACAGAGGCUGCUUAGCCAGCAGAAUAAUCUUCAAAACAUGCAGCAGCAGCAGCAGCAGCAGCAACAGCAACAUCAACAACAGUUAAUGGCUCAGCAAAAUAACCUCUCUAAUAUGCAUCAGCAACAGUUGGGAUCUCAAAGUAAUGUUUCUGGGUUACAGCAGCAGCAGCAACAACAGUUGCUUGGACCUCAGUCUGUUAACUCAAGUAUGCAAGCUACUCAGCACUCAGUACACAUGCUACAACAGUCCAAGGUUCCAAUGCAGCAACAAUCACAACAGAGCGCAUCUAAUCUGUUACCAACUCAAGGGCAGCUGUCACAAUCACAGCCACAGCAACCACAGCAGCAAUUGAUGUCUCAGAUUCAGUUGCAACAGCAGUCAAAUUCAUUACAAAGGGAUAUGCAGCAAAGGCUUCAAGCAUCAGGUCAAGCAUCAGGUUCCUUGCUUCAACCUCAGAAUGUAAUUGAUCAGCAAAAGCAAUUAUAUCAAAGAGCUCUUCCAGAGACAUCAUCAACGUCUCUAGAUUCCACUGCUCAGACAGGACAUGCAAAUGGCGGUGAUUGGCAAGAGGAGGUUCAUCAAAAGAUCAAAGCCAUGAAGGAUAUGUACUUACCUGAAAUAAAUGAAAUGUACCAGAAAAUUGCUACUAAAUUGCAGCAGCAUGAUUCUCUUCCACAACAACCAAAGUCAGAUCAGCUUGAAAAGUUGAAAAUGUUUAGGACUAUGUUGGAGCGUAUUAUAACAUUCUUACAGGUUCCUAAAAGUAGCAUAUUACCCAAUUUCAAGGAGAAGUUGGGAGCUUAUGAGAAGCAGAUACUAAAUUUUAUAAACACAAAUAAGCCAAGGAAGCCUGUUUCUUCACUGCAGCAAGGACAGCUUCCCCCGCCACAUAUGCACUCUAUGCAGCAGCCACAAUCUCAAAUUAGUCAAAUGCAGUCUCAUGAAAAUCAAAUGAACCCUCAGUUGCAAUCAAUGAACUUACAAAGUUCUGUAGCAAUGCAGCAGAACAAUAUGACAAACUUGCAGCAUAAUUCUAUGUCUUCUUUGUCUGGGGUUUCAACGGCACAGCAAAACAUGAUGAACUCAAUGCAGGCUGGUUCCAAUUUGGACUCAGGACAAGGAAAUGGACUGAGCUCAUUGCAGCAGGUGGCUAUGGGAUCUCUACAACAAAAUCCCGUGAGUGCUUCCCAACAGGCAAAUGUCAACACCUUGUCAUCACCGACUGUGCUACAGCCAAAUAUCAAUCCUCUUCCAUCAAAUUCCAAUAUGCUUCAACAACAGCAGCUGAAAAACCAGCAGGAACAGCAAAUGCUGCAGACACAACAUCUCAAACAAAUGCAACAGCGCCAGAUACAGCAGCAGAUACAGAAGCAGCAGAUAAUGCAACAGCAACAACAGCAACACCAACAGCAGCAACAGUUGCACCAACAGCCAAAGCAGCAGCUGUCUGCACAGCUGCAGACACACCAAAUGCCACAACUUCAUCAAAUCAAUGAUGGGAAUGAAAUGAAAAUGAGACAGGGGUUGGGUGUUAAGACGGGGGUAUUUCAGCAACAUCUAUCGGCAAGCCAGCGCUCUGCUUAUUCCCAUCAACAGUUAAAACCAGGAGCUUCAUUUCCUAUUUCUUCACCCCAACUGCUUCAAGCGGCGUCCCCACAGAUUCCACAACACUCUUCUCCACAGGUUGACCAGCAAAAUGUAUCAUCUCUCACAAAAGCUGGAACGCCGCUGCAAUCUGUAAAUUCACCUUUUGUAAUCCCAUCUCCUUCAACUCCUUUGGCGCCUUCUCCUAUGCCAGGGGAUUCUGAGAAACCUAUUGCUGGUGUUUCACCGCUCUCAAAUGCUGGAAAUAUUGGACAUCAACAGACAAGUGGUAUGGGAGCACCAGCUCCAUCACUUGCCAUUGGAACUCCUGGGAUAUCAGCUUCACCUUUGCUUGCUGAGUUUACUGGUCCGGAUGGCAAUCAUGGUAAUAUUUUGAUGAGCGUUUCUGGAAAGUCGAGCAUUACAGAGCAGCCUCUUGAACGUUUAAUUAAAGUGGUAAAAUCAAUGUCACCUAAAGCAUUGAGUGCCUCUGUCAGUGACAUUGGUUCAGUUGUGAGCAUGAUUGAUAGAAUAGCAGGGUCAGCACCAGGUAAUGGAUCCAGGGCUGCUGUUGGUGAGGACCUGGUUGCCAUGACGAACUGUCGUCUCCAAGCAAGAAAUUUUAUCACACAAGAUGGAACCAACGGGACAAGGAAAAUGAGGCGCUACACAAGUGCCAUGCCCUUAAAUGUCGUUUCCUCAGCUGGCAGUAUGAAUGAUAGUUUCAAGCAGGUGACGGGUUCAGAGACAUCUGACCUGGAGUCAACUGCGACUUCGAGUAUCAAGAGGCCUAGGAUUGAGGUUAAUCAUGCCCUUUUGGAAGAAAUAAGGGAGAUAAAUCAAGGACUUAUAGACACAGUUGUUGAUAUCAGUGACGAAGACGUCGAUCCAACUGCUGCUGCGGCUGCUGCUGAAGGGGGUGAAGGAACCAUUGUCAAGUGCUCUUUCAGUGCUGUGGCUCUGAGUCCAAACUUGAAAUCGCAAUACGCUUCUGCACAAAUGUCACCAAUCCAACCAUUAAGAUUGCUUGUUCCCUCAAAUUAUCCAAAUUGCUCCCCAAUACUCUUAGACAAGUUUCCAGUCGAAGUCAGUAAGGAGUACGAAGAUCUUUCAGUAAAGGCAAAGUCGAGGUUCAGCAUAUCUCUACGAAGCCUUUCACAGCCAAUGUCGCUUCGCCAAAUAGCAAGUACAUGGGAUGUUUGUGCUCGAGCAGUUAUUUCUGAGCAUGCGCAGCAGAGCGGCGGAGGUAGUUUCAGCUCAAAAUAUGGGACUUGGGAGAACUGCUUGAGUGCCGCAUGACCAUCUCUUUUGCCCUCCCACGCAAAAGUCAACCCUUGAUGCAGAAUUUGCUGCAGCUGCUUCUCUGCCUUGAUGACUGGGUAAAUCUAUUUUUGGAAAUAGCUUUUUGUGAGCCUGGCCUGUUUGUCAAAGGGACGACGUCGUCAUGUGUCGAAGUUUGUUCCUGGAUGCAGCAUAGGAUAAUUUAUAUGUCGUUUUUAACAAAGUAAAUUAAUGUAUACCAAGUUUGUCUUGUGUUGUAACCACGUAGUAGUCUGUUAUUUAUGUCAGUUGCAAGAAAAUGUCACUUUUCUUUGACUGAUUUUGUUUAACAGAACUACAAUGUAAUUUUGUAUUUUGUUGGAAAUGCAAAUCACAGGGGAAUAUAAGUUUAGGCAACAAGGUGCAUUUGUGCCUGUA
Messenger RNA from Alnus glutinosa, 4769 nucleotides. Its product is annotated as mediator of RNA polymerase II transcription subunit 15a. Gene Ontology annotation, molecular function: transcription coactivator activity; chromatin DNA binding. The transcript is spliced from 11 exons. The record is from RefSeq and is a predicted model, not a curated record. NCBI's taxonomy places the organism in Eukaryota, Viridiplantae, Streptophyta, Magnoliopsida, Fagales, Betulaceae. Bases 225 to 4370 code for a protein of 1381 amino acids. Gene Ontology annotation, biological process: regulation of DNA-templated transcription.